This is a messenger RNA of Naegleria fowleri, 1617 nucleotides long. RefSeq lists its product as uncharacterized. Bases 1 to 1617 code for a protein of 538 amino acids. NCBI's taxonomy places the organism in Eukaryota, Heterolobosea, Eutetramitea, Acrasida, Naegleriidae. The transcript has a single exon. The record is from RefSeq and is a predicted model, not a curated record.
AUGUGUGAAUAUCAACGCACACGACUUAGAGACAGAGCAUUCGUAAUAUUGACUUACCUUGAUGUAAAGUAUCGAGAACCUGAGACUCAUGUGAAGGUUGAAAAACGAAUGAAGCAAAAAGUGAACUCUAUUACACAACGUUUAUCAAAGAAUAUCAAAGAACGCCUUACUAAUUCGCGACAUCUUUUCCCACAAAGAGAGAGCAUUUCUUACACAACAUCAUCCGCGUUUAUUAAUGAUUUGCUCGAUUUUUUUAAGCAACAUCUACGCCAUUGCUUUGAUGAAAAUGAAGCAAAGUCUAUUAUUGAAAAUGAAGGGAAUAGAUUUAAAAAAGAGCAGUUUAAACAACAAUGGAAAAAUGUCAAACCAUAUGUGAUCAAAAAGGUUUCCAUGAUACUUGAAAACAUGACUCGAAAUGCCUUGCAACUACUGAAUCGUCUGAAAGUUCAAUUAGAAAAAUAUUCGAUUGGUAUUGAUAUGGAGUUGCUUAAAGACGGAGAUGCAUUUGUCAACGAAGUUGUUUCUUUACUUGACCCUUCAAUAGAACAUAAUAGCAAUAACAAAUUGGCUUCGGAUAUUUAUAAUGCAAUUGUUGAGCAUGAACAACAAUUGCAAAACUCUAAAGAGGACUCAUUUAAUUUACUAAAUGCAAACUGUCAUGAAAGUCUUGAGAUGAUAUCUCGUCCAGAGAUUCAGCAAUUACUCCAGGAAUAUCAAUACAAGUCAAACCAAAAAGAUAUUACCUCCAUUACAAUAGGCUCUAAAUAUCCCACUCCAUUUAGAAACCCUGACAAAGGAUUAUUUUUCCCAAUUAUGGAAUCUGAAAACACUGAUGAGUUAAAAGACAAGAAAUAUUGUGCCUCAAAUGAUAGUUUGUUAAAGUAUUCAUUAUCAAAAUUUCGAAAAAGUUCUAUUGUGGUUGAAAGAGAAGUUGAGCAUCAAAGAGCACACAAUGAGAUUUUGAUCACUAAUACGGACCACCUUAAAUUAGGCAUCUCUUAUUCAACACACUUCCAAAGAAUUACAGAAUACAAAGAUACCGAUACUGCUCAGAAACCACCUUCGCGAGUCCAUGUUGUAUUUGUUAUCACAAGACCAAGAGGAAAAUAUUUUCAACCUAAUCUAUUAUUUGAUCAAAAAGAAUUAUUGUACAGCCAUAAGGUGCCACAUUUAUUCAUCAUUGCAACAGAAAGCUGUUAUUUGGAAAGAUAUCAAAGAAUUAUUGCUCAACAAGACAAAGAAUUCCUUGGAGAAUAUUAUUUUCUUAUCCUCAAUAGUAACCACAAAUUAGGAUAUGGUACUUUAGAAACAUGUGUGUUUGAAACGGCUAUACAUUUAAAGUUUGAAGUGAUCACUAUUACAUAUGACGACACUGAUCGUGGAUAUGAAUACUUUUUCGACAAGAAAAUAAUUAUGGAUCAUAAGUGGGCCUUAAUAAGAUACUUUUGUUUUGCAGAGAAAACGUUGUACUUGGAGGCGCUUGGUUCCAAAAACAAGUCUGGUGUUAAAUUAGAGUUGAAGAAGAUUAUGCAAGAAAUUACUAUUGACACAAUUUGUUUCGAAGACGUAAACAACAAGAAUCGUUUGGUUAAUUUAGAGGAACAAAUGGGUUUGUAG